Chilo suppressalis (striped riceborer) is the source of this 5773-nucleotide messenger RNA. The record is from the annotation of a GenBank genome assembly. NCBI's taxonomy places the organism in Eukaryota, Metazoa, Arthropoda, Insecta, Lepidoptera, Crambidae.
UGUGCUACGACUGACAUUUUUCUUUGUGCAAUUUCUGUUGGGUCGCUCGUGAAAUAUCCCGUUAUUUCCCUUUCGUAAUUCUUCUAACAAAGGCAUUAUCUAUUUGUGACGGUCCGCCGUGGUUAGUAGAGCAAGAGUUAAAAAUCCGCAAGCGCUAGGUUCAGUGACACUGCCACGAAAGAAUUUAUUUUGAUCAUUUCUAAUAUCGAUUUUAGACAUCGUGUGAAAAAUAUAUGUAUUAAUGAAGUUAAUUUAUUAGUGAGAACGGGUGGUUGGCGAACAAGCAGCAAGAUUUUUGUGUCACGGUACAAACCAAGAGUGAGCCGUGUCUUGGGGGAAAAGCACCCCGGGCACUACGGUGGCCCCAGAUACACCGGCGCCAGCGCCCCAGCCUCCGGGGGUGCUGGAGAUGACGGGCACGGAUAAUACGCGGUUCAGCGGGCACACGCUCGACAAGGCCACCAAGGCGAAGGUCACGCUAGAGAACUUCUACACAAAUCUCAUUACCCAGCACUAUGAGAGGAAACAGAGACUGGAGAAACUGGAGGAGUCGCUCAAGGAUGAGAGCCUGACAGAGAGCCAGAAGCAAGAAAAGAGACAGCAACACGCCCAGAAGGAGACAGAGUUCCUGCGGCUAAAGCGGUCGCGGCUCGGCGUGGAAGACUUUGAACCACUCAAGGUGAUCGGCAGAGGCGCGUUUGGUGAGGUGCGGCUUGUACAGAAAAAGGAUACUGGACACGUUUACGCAAUGAAGAUACUUAGGAAAGCUGACAUGCUGGAAAAGGAACAGGUGGCGCACGUCAGAGCCGAGCGGGACAUCCUAGUAGAAGCGGACCACCAGUGGGUGGUGAAGAUGUACUACAGCUUCCAGGACCCGAUGAAUCUGUACCUGAUCAUGGAAUUCCUGCCCGGUGGUGAUAUGAUGACACUGCUCAUGAAGAAGGAUACGUUGAGUGAAGAGUGCGCGCAGUUCUACGUAGCGGAGACCGCCCUCGCCAUCGACAGUAUACACAAGCUUGGAUUUAUACACAGGGACAUAAAACCGGAUAACUUGCUAUUGGACGCGCGCGGUCACAUCAAGCUGAGCGACUUCGGUCUCUGCACCGGCCUCAAGAAGAGCCACCGCACCGACUUCUACCGCGACUUGUCCCGAGCAACCGCAUCAGAUUUCAUUACUAACUGUCUAAAGAGGCAGAGAAACCUUGAAACGGACGUUGCCGCAAAGAGGGCAGGCGACUUUACAGACGUUCUGCUCACUCCAGUUUCGACGUCCUCUUCCGCGAUGGACUCGAAGCGGCGCGCCGAGUCGUGGAAGCGCAACAGGCGCGCGCUCGCCUAUUCUACCGUGGGCACGCCCGACUACAUAGCGCCCGAAGUGUUCCUGCAAACCGGCUACGGCCCGCAGGCCGACUGGUGGAGUUUGGGCGUCAUUAUGUACGAAAUGUUGAUCGGCUACCCCCCAUUCUGCUCGGAGUCGCCGCAGGAGACGUACCGCAAGGUGAUGUCGUGGCGGGAAUCGCUCACUUUCCCGCCCGAGAUACCGAUUAGCGAGGAGGCUAGGGAGACCAUCCUGCGCUUCUGCUCAGAGCCUGACCGCAGGUUAGGCUCGCAGCGCGGCAUAGAGGACGUGAAAUCCGUGCCUUUCUUCCGCGGCGUGGACUGGAGCCAUGUGCGGGAGCGGCCGGCCGCAAUCUCCGUGGAGGUGCGCUCCAUAGACGACACCUCCAACUUCGAUGACUUCCCCGACGUCAAGCUGGAGAUACCAGCGGCACCAAUAUCACAAGAAGGAGAAGUGGCGUACAAGGACUGGGUAUUCAUCAAUUAUACGUUUAAACGUUUCGAGGGGCUCACACAACGCGGCACUCCCACUAAGAAAUGAGCCCCCAAACCGGCAUGACACCUGACGUUUGUCGGCGCUGAAUGUACGCUCUAGCUCGGCCGCCGUCGCUGCGGUUUUCUUGCCGGUAGCUUAAGUACAAAGUCGUAGUGAUAUAGAAAAGUGACUUGACGUCACACGCACUCGAUAUACGUAAGCUGGCGCUACCCAAAAUCUGUCUUAAGAAUUCUUUAAAAUAGCAGGUGAAUCCGUUACUAGCUAUUGAGGUGUUAUCCUAGGGUACAUUUGAUUCCCAAAUCUUGUCGAUAAUGACAGCUGUCUGUGUAUAUUUAAUGCAACUGUUAUAAUUAUUUUCUAGUUCUUCUAUACACUUUCAUUUAUUUCUAUUUCUCUUUAGCUUUGCAUUUUUUUAAGUAAUUAAUCAUUUUUUCUUGUCUCUCUCGUAUGUUGUGUAUUCUCCCGAAACUAAGUGAUUCCAGUACUAAAAUUUUAUUGACAUGUCAUCUGUAAAUUAAAUAUACACGCAUGAUUUUAAUUGACAAUUUUCUUUGUAUUGACAAGAUCGGAUAGCUCUCGAUGUACUGGUUUAUCUAGAUAGUGUUCAAAUCUGACAUGAUUUUGGGCAGAGCCAGCGUAACUUGACCUGUUCACGGCAGCCGCCUGCCACUGGGUCCCAACAAACUUGCAUUACUCGUAAGGUAAACCGAUAAUUCUCAUUGCGUAAUUUCUUGUACAAAUUGAUAAUUCUCGAUUUGUUUUAAUUGUCUCGUUAGUAGUAUGAAACCAGUACAGUUUAUUAUAUAUAAUAUUUUUUUUUCUUGUGCUUAGUGUACCUACUAAUAAAGAUUUUGGUGUUGUAUAUUUUUAUUAUUCGAUACUGUCCUUUGUUAAGACAUUUUUGUAGUACUAAUGGAUGAUAUAAUAUUAAGUAAAUUAUUUGUGGAAAUAUUGUAAUGAAGUAUUUUGACUAACUGGUUGGUAGUCGCUUGUGACGGCUCGCUCGGUGAUGUGUAUCGAUCGAAGAUCGUUGAGCCUUUUCCUCACCUAACAAUUUUUGCUCACACAUUUUAUACCUAAUAUAUUUCCGUUCACCACAAUGCUUAGUUUUAUAAUUAUUAAGAUACAGAAGCUUGUUGCGAUGCAAUUAUUUUGCUCGACGACGACUCAUUCGGAACGACUUUUCGAAGUGCCCAAAGGGAACCCUCCGAGCGGCUUAGUCCAUGACAAUUGAUAUUUUCAUGUAACAUUUGUCUUUACAGUAUUGUGUUCCAAAUUGACAGGAGCAUAAUUCACAGUUUCAAAUGAUGCAGCAAUACCUAUGUAAUUUCAUAAUCUGUUGUUACAAUUAACUGUAUUAGGAGGAUUCGUAAAUGGGACAAGAUUUGUAUGAAUUACAAAAAGUUAGUUGGAAAUUACCAAUAGAUCCGAUUGUGCAUGCAAUACUCUGAUAUAUACGCACAUACCGAGCGCGUCACCCGAGCAACAGAGCCUGCUAAGCUGCGGGCACAUAGACAUUAGUGAUGUAGUAUUUAAAGAGAAAUAAUGUUUUUUGACUCCUAACGUACUUUGUUUUGGUGAAGUUGUGUUUAUGUGUUAAGGCAACCUUCUAUACAGUACACGUGUUCGGAUGUCGCGUGGGCCGCCAAGCCUCCCGCAUAGUUUUGAGUGCGUAUUCUGCAAUAUAACGAUGUGCGUGCCAGUCGUUCGUCCUCAUUGCGCCUUUAAUACGGCCGUAAUUGGGUAAACACGUACGUUACCGUACGUUUUGUGUCAGCACUCGAUUUUUCUAUUACAUUAAUGCUGUAAUACAAACCAUUAAUACCAAAAUGUUCAUUCAAUACAUUAAAAGUGUAUUAUUGUAUUGUGUGUGCUCUAAAGGACGGAUGAUAAUGGCAGCAUCGUUCCUGUACAAAGAGAUGUAGUUGCAUAAUUGUACUGCUUUUUAAAGAGCGCGACGUUAAGAGGCUAUUUAUAAAAGUAGAACUGUUACCGAUCGAAAUGUGAGCUGCAAUACCAAUUCUAUCGGUCCGUAACAGGAUGACCGUAGGUAUAUUAAAUAUAAUUAUGUAGAGGUCGCGGCACGUAAAUCUAGCGCUGAAUAAAACGCGGAGGGGAUAGCUGUGUAUGGGUACGACUGGAGAGCCAAUCGGCGAGACGCACGCCCACCCGCGUACCUCGUUUCCCCCCAAGCCAUCUUUAUUUUUACUCCUGCGCAAUAAUGAUCAGCCCCAGAGUUUCUUGCCGCGACUUAUAUUUUUAAUGAUGUAGAGUAAUUGAUUUUUGUCGCUAUCUUUGUACUGUACUCGUUGUAACGAGACAUUUACUGUGAACAAUAGGGGUGAUGACGGGGUACAGUAAACGAAAUUGUAUUUAGUCCGUCAGUUAGAUGAUCAAAAAAUAAUGGACCAUUUCAAUUUUUUCUUUGGGCAAUCAACCAAAAUAUAACAAAGUUAUAGCGCUUCAAAGUUUGGGAGUCUGUCUGAAGUUUGACGUCACUUUUUAGUGAAUUUUCACUUAAAAGUGUACCAAAACGUGACGUCAUGCGACUUUUCAAAUCAAUAUAUCUCUGCAAUGUUUAUAUUAUGUGAAAAAAUAAAAAAUACGUGUCCUAUACUUUUUGAUCAACUACCUGUUAAACGAAGAAAAAAAAAUUAGUCAUCAUCCCUAUUCAACAGAGCUGUGCGUCUGUAAAUCGUUAAAUGAAAAUGGCGGAUGUUAUGCGCCCGAAACUCAUUGAUUUGUUGACGUAAUUAUGAGAAUGGUACUCUUUAAAAUUUGGCGGAAUUGUGGUGAAUACAAACGAGCCAUUUAAUGAAGAAAAAGAAGGCUUUUGUAAGGUUUGUUCACAUUAAAUCUGUUGUUAUAACUAGUACAUAAUGAUUGACGCGUAUGUCUGAUUACAUUCUCCUGUUCGGUAGGCGGGGUUUAUUCGGCCUGUUUUUCUGUGAUGACCCGAAAACCCCGUCCCUUGACUUUCUUAUCUUGAGUAACAUUUUGAUAUGACGAAACAGUUUUCAUGCACAUAUUUUAAUAUGACAUAGAGCUGUAUUGUUUAGCUUUUUUUUUGCUUGAAAAGUAUCAUAUAUGUAUAUAAAAAGCAGCAUAGAUCAUUUAUUAAGCUAUUUAUUAUUGUUUUAAGUGUGUCGCAUCUAGUUUAGUUGCAAAUAUCGAAGUACGAUAAACGAAACCCCUUUUCGGUGAUUAAUUCAUUAACUUCUUUUUUAUGGUAUUUUUGUGUUACUUCCUAGAUCGAUCGAUUGAUCACGAUGUUCAAAAGUCAUGGUUUCAAAAAAAGCGUGUACGUCUCGGGAUGCACGACAGAACUGAUAAUUUAAACUAAUCUAUGCGGUGCUGCGGGUAAGAGUGAAAGAGAAGGAGCCUGCCCACCGCUGCCGUAUGCGUGAGAGGAAGGGAAGCCAGACAAAAUGGCGCCGUAACGCGUUACGUAACGAAGCGGUUUACCCACCCAUAAUGGCGUAUCCACACAUGCCGCCGGGUUUGCCGCCGGCUUUCAGACAGCAUACCCAAAAUCAUAAGAUGCAUGUGCCGCCGGGCAUAUGUGGAGGCGCCAUAAGAAGUUAUCACUUCUAAAAAAAAAAUAUUAAGCUCUGUAAAGCCAUCAUAUCAAAUUUCCUGAUUUGAUUAAGCUUUUGAUCAGACGUCAUGUCAAACGUUCUGUGGUUUCGUCAGAAUCAAAGUGUUGCUCGGGAGGUUUAAUGUUUACAUACCGCGCGAUUCUCCGACACGACCCGCUCACAUAUUAAGCUGUUCGCUUUGUUAUUGUUAUCAAAGAUAAAAAAAAUAUGAAUUAUUUAAUUUCUUAAAUUGUAAGUUUUUGAAUUAUUUUGUUUAAUACUUAUUGUUUCUUCCAUGUGAUUUAAGAAAGUGGCAAUACAAAUAAGCAUUAAAAUAUUUUUUUCGUUUCAUUGCCUGUUA